This is a messenger RNA of Drosophila eugracilis, 1895 nucleotides long. RefSeq names its product transmembrane protein 135. The record is from RefSeq and is a predicted model, not a curated record. Lineage: Eukaryota; Metazoa; Arthropoda; Insecta; Diptera; Drosophilidae. The transcript is spliced from 4 exons. The coding region runs from base 438 to 1805 and encodes 455 amino acids.
AGUUUUGUUCGAUGGCCAAACGGGACAGAACGUGUUUUCCUCGCAGGAAAAAAUAAUUUUAAAUAAUUUAAUUAGACAAAAAUAAUCAUAAAUAAUAAAAUAUCCAUUAGCCCUUAUCUUCAUCUUACCCGUUACGAAACCCAAUCUUCAGCUGGACCUAAGUGGAUGACCAGCAGCAGCUGAUUCAAGAAAUGCCCAGAAAAACUUACUGGGAACCGAGGAAAUUUAAAUAUAUCAAAUAAGUAAAUAUUCUUGCUGACUUGCAUUGGGAAUAAUCAGAGAUCCGGAAAGCCAAAGUUAAAUAGGGCAUUAAGAGCAUUGCGUGGCACGUUUGGACUUUCGGCGAUAAGCCCCUUCGACGAUAAGCUUUAUCAUCAUCCAAGAGCCAAUUCGAUAAUCAUAGACCCCUGAGCAUAAGUCAAUAUUCAAAGUGGAUCAUGGCAACCCAAAGUAAACUGGCCGAGAUAGCCUUGAACUGCACCUGUUUUGAGUAUCACCACCCAUGGACCAAGAGCUGUGCCUGUGCGGCGGCGGGCAUGAUGCUCUCCGAGAUCCCUCCCAGUCUGCGCACCUACGCCACUGUUUACGUGUUGGCUCUGAUCAUGAGAGGACGCGUUCCUUCGCUGAAGGAUCUCAAACGCACAGGAGCUGGUAUCCUGCAGUCGACAGCGUUUCUUUCCAUGAAUGGUGGCCUCUUCGUGUUCGCCGUCUGCCAAUUGCGUAGGCUCUUGGGUGGAUUCUACUUCAGCACAGUGGCAUGGUUGCCCUCAUUCUUGGCCAGCUUUGCCUGCCUUGCCUUCGAACGUCCAGAGCGACGUGCUCCACUGGCCUUGUAUGUGGCCAAUGUGGGCAUAGAGACGCUCUGGAAGAUGUUGGAGGCCAGAGGUCUAGUACGAUCCAUUCCCAAUGGACAGGUACUCAUCAUGGGCCUUAGUGUCACAUCGUUGAUGUAUCUUUAUCGGACAGGACUACACAAAACAGUGGCCAAAGAUCCGACCUUCAAGGCUUUGGGUCUGAUCCUCGGUAAGGAGGAGGAGGGUCCGUUGAAGUCACCGGUGGUGACUACUUCGCAGAGCUCUCGAACGGCUCCCAUCAACUUCCGAUGCAUUUCGUCGUAUGUGCAGCUCUAUGAUCGUCUUCUGAAGGCCAAACAUCCGAGUUGUCCACAUAAACAGGGCUGUGUACCAAAUGCUGUUAUCGGAGGAUUGAAACCCUUCCUUGGGGGUGUGGGCCUGUCGGUGGGCCUCAAGCUGCUGCUCAACAUUCCGAAGAUCUUCCAGUUCAGGAUGCAGUGGCGCAAGCAGAUUUUCAAUAAGGGAUCGCUACAAUUGGGACUGGCGCUGGGCAUCUUCUCACUGCUUUUCAAGACAACUUCCUGUGGUCUAAGGCACACCUUUGGAUUUGACGAUGCUCUCUUUGCCAUUCCGGCUGGCUUGAUUGGAUCCGUGGGUCUUCUGCGAUUCCCCAACACCACAGUGGCCUGUUAUCUGAUGUGGAAAGCCCUACAACUCUUCUACAACUGGGGCAUCGCGGAGGGAAAACUACCCGAGGUGCCGCACUUCUCGAUGCUCAUGUACGGAUUCUUCACGGCCGUGCUCUUCCACUCUGCAAUUCUGGAGGCUCGUUCUCUGCGUCCCAGUUACUACAAGUUCCUCAUGGGCAUCUCGGGCAAUCGCAUCAGUCGCUUCAAUGUAAAACCCUUCGAGGCCUAUGGACUGAAGAGCCAAGAUCAGAUCAACUAUGUGAUCAAGAAACUGGGCAUUGACAUGACCUCACCCUUCCCUCUUGUAGCCCUGACUGUCUAGAUUGUUUAUGACUUUGCUUCACUGUACCAUAAAAAAAACCAAAAAAUACAAUAAAUGUAGAACACAACAAUGCAGCAAAACUUUAAAUUA